AUGAAAAAAAAAUACGAAGAGGAACUUAAUUAAAAUUAAUUCUCUAGGAAUGAAGAAUUCUUUAAAUAAUAUUAAAUUACUCAAGAUGGCUUAAUUAAUCUAUUAUACUAUCUUGAUCAUAUUUAUUUGGAUUUUUCAGUGGUAAAUGCAAAAAAUGAAACAAUAUACCAAACAGUUGUUGGAUUGCUGAAAAAUAUUAAUAUAAUUGUAGAAUAAAUUUAAUAUACAAUUUGGUUGGCUCUAAUCAGAUUAUUAUUUUUGGGAUUGAGAUCUUUUAGGAGAUUAAAAGAAGAAUAAAAUUAUAAUUCAAUUUUAAAUUAACGAUUGAACCAUCUGAAGAAGACUAUUUGGUUGACUUAAUUUAAUUUGAAUCUAAAUAUUUUUAAUCUAACCCGCUAAAAUUUUCAUCAGAUCUUGAAAAUUAACUUUAAAAAUAACUUAAUGACUAACUUUACUAAUUUAUCCCUAAAAUUAUUACUAAAAUUAAUUAAAAAUGUAUAUUAUAAAAUAUAGUGUAAUGAGUACAAUAUAAUUGAAAUUCAAUUAAUGUAUUUUAAAUAAAGUUUAAAACAAAGACAUCAUUGAAUUUUAUUGCUAAUGUAAUAAUAUAGCUGACUUUGGAUAACCUCAACUAAAUUUAAUUAAAUAAUUUUAAACACUAAGAAUGAAUAAAUUGUUGAUCUUGACAUUAAUUCAAAAAGUGAAGAUUUAUUAGUAUUAAGAAUAUUUACAAGUUCUUUAAUAAUAAUAUUUAUCACUAUAUAUAUCGAUCAUUUACAUAAAGAUUUCAAAUAAAAAUAAGAAUUUAAACUUAGUUAAGUAGCCUGAAUCCACCAAAUAUUUUAGAUAAAAAUUAAUAUAUGUAUUAAAGUAAUACUAAAAUAUUCAAAGACAAAUCAAAGUAAAUUUUAAUAUUUAUUUUAGCAAAUCCUUUAAACUUUUUUGAAUAUUUUGUGAUUAGGACAAAAACAUUCAAUUUAGCUAUAGAAUUUUAGAAGUUUACACUUAAUUUAAUUUACUUUUAUUUAAGCUAUUUUAGAAUGUUAUUUUUUAGGGAAUUAGAUAUUUUUAAUCAGUUUAUUCAAUGGCAAAUUGUUUCGUAUUAUGAUUUUAAGAAUUCUUUUUAAUAUAAUAGAAUCAAUCUAUAGAUUUAGAAAAAUUGCAGCUAUCAUUAACCAGUUGCUUCUUAUCAUUUUUUUGCUGGUGCUCAAUUUUAUUUUUUUUUUUUGAUAUAAAUGUAAUCCGAAUUAUUAAAGUUUUCAUUAUCUUUGACGGAAAUAUUAUAAUUUCAUUAACUCCUUAUAAAACCCCUUAAAAUCUAUGGCAGAUUAAUAAAAUAUAGGUUCAUAGCAGGAAGUAUAAAGGGCAUGAAUCUCAAUCCAAUUCAUCAUUGA
Messenger RNA from Paramecium sonneborni, 1394 nucleotides. Lineage: Eukaryota; Ciliophora; Oligohymenophorea; Peniculida; Parameciidae. The record is from the annotation of a GenBank genome assembly.